AUGGCAAAUAUAAGUGGAGCUCUUAUUUGGGAAUUAACCAAAAACAACAACUGUUUUCUUAAAAGAAAUAUAACAGGAAAAAAGGAAAAAUUAUUGUGCGACCCUUAUAAUUUAAGAUGCAAAAAUACAAAAAAUAGUAGUGGUUUGGUAAAUGAUAAUGCUGUUAAUCUCAGAUUAAAUAAGGGGAAAAUAUUUUUAUGUGUCAAAUCAACCACCAAAAAGCAUAUCCGAAACAAACAACUAAGAGCAAAAAAUGCAAAGAAAGUCGAAUCGUUAAUUGAAGAACACACUAAAAAUAACAAUGUCCCAAAAAAAACCUUAUUAAAAAAAUACAAGCGUUUAUCUAAAACACACGAAACAAAUACCAAAUCAAAUAAAUAA
Plasmodium yoelii is the source of this 381-nucleotide messenger RNA. RefSeq names its product 60S ribosomal protein L28, putative. The record is from RefSeq and is a predicted model, not a curated record. Lineage: Eukaryota; Apicomplexa; Aconoidasida; Haemosporida; Plasmodiidae. Bases 1 to 381 code for a protein of 126 amino acids. The transcript is spliced from 3 exons.